Contarinia nasturtii (swede midge) is the source of this 2343-nucleotide messenger RNA. RefSeq lists its product as uncharacterized. Lineage: Eukaryota; Metazoa; Arthropoda; Insecta; Diptera; Cecidomyiidae. The transcript has 7 exons. The coding region runs from base 522 to 2312 and encodes 596 amino acids. The record is from RefSeq and is a predicted model, not a curated record.
GCUUUUUUAUCUUUAAAUAUGAUUCAGUUCUUGGUCACUAAUUCUUAGUUUUGCGAUUUUCGUAUCUAAAAGAAAACGGUCUUCGUAUUUUUAGUUCAGUUUUAUUCUCAAUACAAUGUAUUCUCCGAAUGACGAUUUAAAUGGAAUGUUCGCGAUCCAACCUGAAUAAAAGGUAAAUGAAAUGAAUUUACCGCAAAAUUGCAUUUGGUAUGAAGUAUUAAUACAGUUAUAAUAAUGGCAGUGAAAUUACUGUGUUUAAACAAAAUGAAAAGUAGAACUUGGCUUCGUUGCACAUUGUGCGUGUACUCUCAUGCAAUUGGUUGCAAUAAAGAGGAAUGGGCUUGUAAAUCGUCUUUGAAGAAAAUCUAUCAAAUAAACUGAAGAAAAAUCGUCAAGAUUUUCAAUGUCGGCAUUAGUUUCUCUUCGCUCGUCAAUGUGACAAGCGUUUGUUUUCCACUUUUUUUUUGUUCAUUUUAAAGAAUGUAAAUUAAAAAUUUCCUCAAAAAGAUUCUCCCGACAGAAUGAAUACACAAUAUUUGUUUUUUGUUUUAUUAAAAUGUUGGUUUUUUAACGAAUUUAUUCCACAAUCAAUGGCUGAAGUGAAACCCAAUAUAAAUCCAUUAAAGAAAUACAAAACCCACGCAAGACGUUUGCAGUCAAAUACACGCAACUAUAUGUAUUUGAAUUAUAAAGAGACGUAUGGACUGCGAUUUGAUCCGAAAAAGAUUCAGAAGAAACGACAAUCGAAUGAUUCGAACGGUGAUACGAGUGAUAUACCUUCAUCUUCAACUUCUUCCUCUCUCUCACCGCCGACUGAAGUGACGAUUACAACUGUUUCGACGGAUGAAAUGCAAACCGUAUCCGAAAACAUUUUAAAUACAACUACAACAAUUGCAAGCCCUUCAAGCACCGAUGUAUCAAUUACACCAUCAAGCACAACAACAACAUCCAGCACACAGAGUGCGAUGAUUUAUGAUAAGGUGUCAUCAACGGAGAGCACUCGACCAAAUAGACGACAAGUGCUUGCAUUUUCAUCAUUGCUCAAUCGGAACAGUGCAUCAAAACGGCAAAAUACGACAGUAAUUCAACGACCCAAACCGUCAACGUUGAAAGAAACACUACAAAUACUUCGCAAUAAACUUAAACAAUGGCUUAAAUUGGGCACCGAUCCAAAAGCCUCACUUCUAAAUGGGCAACGAUUUUUGAAUGUGUUCAAUGUUAUUAAAUUUGAAAACAAUCCGUGCACAUCGACACAAGAAGGAUUGACAGAAAUGUCGGGCAUUUGCUAUCAAGACUUUCAAUGCACACAAAUGGGCGGCGUUUCCAUUGAUGAAUGUGCUGAUGGGCUUGGUGUUUGCUGUGUUUUCAAAACAGGAUGUGGCCAAACAACAACUCAAAUCGAUUCAUACUUUCAAAAUCCUGGAUGGCCGGAAGCUAGUGUGGAUCGGUUAAUUUGCACGGUAACUGUUGAAUUACAAGAAGAUGUUCAGCAAGUGCGUUUGGAUUUUUUGCUGUUUGAGCUAAAAGCACCGACCGAUGGCAAUUGUGUAGACGACCAAUUCUAUAUAGCUGGCCAAAAUCUAAACAAUUUAAUUCCAACACUGUGUGGCAUUAAUAGUGGGCAACAUUUAUACAUUGAGGUAAGCAAUUCAAUGGAUCGAAGAGUGUUUUUAUCGAUUUUAACAUCAUCAGUAGCAGCGAGAGGUUUCAAUAUUCGUAUUCAGCAAUUAAAAGAUUCUUUGGCACCAAACAAUUGUCUGCAAUAUUACACAGAAACCGAUGGUUGGUUUCAAACAUUCAACUAUGAUGACACAUCGAUGUAUGUUACAAAUCGUGUACCCAGUUAUUUUAAUAACCUCAAUUAUGUGAUUUGUAUCAAACGGCAAUGGAACUAUUGCUCCACGACCUACACCAACGAAGCGGAAGAUGUUGAGUACGAAUUUCAGAUGAUUAAUAUUGACUCAGAGGGCACAAGUGUGAUUCCAGAAAAGCAAGCCGGAAUAGAAAUCUUUAGUUGUAACGAUGACUAUAUAUCGGUGAAUUCAAUACGAUUGUGCGGUGAAAAAUUGAACGAUGCCAGUCGUAAUGAUGAUUUAUCGGCAAAUUCAAUAGUAACCGACACAAGUAAUGGCUUGAACAUCAUACCAGUGCAUACAAAUGAAGCGGCUGUUGGACGUGGUUUUCGUAUAAAUUAUGUGCAAAUGCCGUGUGAUGAUCACCCCGUCACAAUUGAACCAGCAAUCGAAAUAGCCGAAGAAAUACCACUCGAUGACUCACCGAUGUCUAAAUAUAAGCGCAACAAACGAACGUAAAAUGUGUUCAAUUUUGAAUAGCCCUGACAUC